Pungitius pungitius (ninespine stickleback) is the source of this 6136-nucleotide messenger RNA. It is a transcript of the gene insra, whose product is annotated as insulin receptor a. Gene Ontology annotation, molecular function: phosphatidylinositol 3-kinase binding; insulin receptor activity; ATP binding. Gene Ontology annotation, cellular component: insulin receptor complex; axon; plasma membrane. The transcript is spliced from 21 exons. The record is from RefSeq and is a predicted model, not a curated record. Gene Ontology annotation, biological process: positive regulation of MAPK cascade; multicellular organism development; positive regulation of kinase activity. Bases 1102 to 5190 code for a protein of 1362 amino acids. NCBI's taxonomy places the organism in Eukaryota, Metazoa, Chordata, Actinopteri, Perciformes, Gasterosteidae.
UCUGUCUGCGGGGGGAAGGAAAAAAAAAAGACCCAACUCCAAAACUUUAGGCACGGAUAGGCACUAACCGUUUUGGCAGGAGCCUCAACACACAUUUAUUAUUUUAUGUUCUGUUCCCAAAGCAAGAAGAAGAAGAAGAAGAAAAAGGAAAGAAAGCGAAGUCUUGUGUGUGUGUGCGCGCGCGCGUGUCAAACCUUUCAGAGUGGAAAUCUGUGCACCCACUGAAGAAGAGUUGUCUCUUUGGAGCGAACGAGCUGCUGCGAGGGGGAAAAAAACAACAACAACAAAAAACCUCCGCUUAUUUCACAAGCGAAAUAAAUCGAACAGGAUGUUUUGUGCCAUCUGGAGGACUUGAGUAUUGUGGGCUUUUUAUUUUUGUCUCCCCCUCACGAAAGACACGCUAACGUGACGCCACGCAUGCCACAACCAUCGAGUCAGCAGCAAACGGCUCUAAAGAUUCCACGAAAUCUAAGUCAAUGGUGGCUUAUUUUACGGCGGUUUUCCUGCGUGCGACGUGCGUCUCGUCGUCGGUAAUGUGCGCCGCGGCUGAGUGCUGCGCGUGAGGCUUCUUUUUAAGUUGUACAUUAAUUGAACCCGUUGCUGUUAAAAGCAGCUCAAACUUCACUUGUGGCCUGGACAGGAGUGUCGGAGCGAGGCUACGAAAGCUAGCUAGCUAGCUAGCUAGUUAGCUUAGCUGUAUGCUAGUUAGCUUCUUCUCGGAACAACAAGUCUGGUUUUGCUCCCCCCCUCCUCCCUCCCCUUUGGACUCAGACAAACUAAACCGGACCAGUUUAACCAUUAACGACACAAAAGGGGGAACUCGCGUCCCGUGUCGCGGUGUGCGUUUGUCCCUUUUCCCCCCCCAUGAGGUCUUUACUUUAGCAGCAGCGUUAGCUUGUGUUUGACUUAACACGUUGGACCUCUUCCUCCGCCCAUCUUCCGGGAUGUCUUUUAUUUAUUUGUGUUUACCUGUUCUCCCACGUCGUGGAACAAAACCAACUUCCUGAGGGGUAUUUCUCCUCCAGUCUGUCGUCCUCGCCCGAGGAUUAUUCUGCGUUUGACUCUGGCUUGUGGCGGACGGUGUUUUGUUGCGACUCAGCUAUGUGGCUCCGGACUUUGUGUUUUGUUGUGACCGCUGUCUGCUUCGUGGUGAGCUGUCAUCGAGCGAGCGGAGAGGUGUGUCCAAGCAAGGACAUCCGCAACAAUGUGACCAACCUACGCACGCUAGAGAACUGCUCGGUGAUCGAAGGCCACCUGAAGAUCUUACUCAUGUUCAGGACCAAGCCCGAGGAUUUCCGGGGCCUCAGUUUCCCUAAACUCACAGUGGUCACCGACUACCUGUUGCUCUUCAGAGUUUACGGCAUGGAGACCCUCAGCGAUCUCUUCCCCAACCUCACCGUCAUCAGGGGCAACAACCUGUUCUUCAACUACGCCCUGGUGAUGUUCGAGAUGCUCCAGCUGCGAGAGAUCGGCCUCCAUAGCUUGAUGAACAUCACCCGAGGGGCCGUGCGGAUCGAGAAGAACCCGGAUCUCUGCUAUCUCUCCACUCUGGACUGGUCCAAGAUCCUCGACACAGUGGAGGACAACUACAUCAUGGCUAACAAGAACGACCGCGAGUGCGGAGACGUGUGCCCCGGGGUGGCCAUCGGAAAGACCACCUGCCAGACCACCACCAUCAACGGACACUUCAGCGAGCGCUGCUGGACCCAGAACCACUGCCAGAGAAUGUGCCCCGUUCAAUGUAAACACCGAGCCUGCACCAAGGACGACCAGUGCUGCCACGACCAGUGCCUGGGCGGCUGCCUGAAGCCCCACUCGGCCGCCCACUGCGUGGCCUGCCGCGGCCUCCAGCACGGGGCCGGCUGCGUGGAGCGCUGCCCCGCCGACCACUUCACCUUCAGGGGCUGGCGCUGCGUCCCCUUCGCCUUCUGCCAGGACCUCCACGACAAGUGCAAGCGGGAGAAGGUGCACAGCAAGAGCCCCGACUGCCACGAGUACGUCAUCCACAACGGCGCCUGCGUCCCCGAGUGUCCCUCCGGCUACACCACCGUCAACUCCUCCGCGCUAAACUGCACUCCCUGUGCAGGGCUUUGUCCCAAAGUAUGUAUGGGUCUGAAAGUAGUGGACUCUGUCACGGCUGCCCAGGCUUUGAGAGGCUGCACCGUGCUCAAUGGGAGCCUGGUCAUCAACCUGCGUGGGGGAAACAACAUAGCAGCUGAACUGGAGGCCAGCCUGGGCCAGCUGGAGGAGAUCACUGGCUACCUGUCAGUGCGACGUUCCUACGCCCUUGUAUCCCUCUCUUUUUUCCGCAAACUCCGUGUUAUUCGUGGAGAGGAACAGGAAAUCGGGAAUUACUCAUUCUAUGCCCUGGACAACCAGAACCUGCGGCAGCUCUGGGAUUGGUCCAAACACAAGCUGACCAUCCUGCAGGGACGCAUGUUUUUCCACUACAACUCCAAACUCUGCAUGGCUGAGAUCAAAAAGAUGGAGAAGGUGACGGGGACCAAGGAUCGGCAUGUGAAGAACGACAUCGCCUCCAAGACCAACGGAGACCAGGCCUCAUGUGAAAACCAUGUGUUGAAGUUUACCCUGAUACGAACCUCGAGCGACAAAAUAAUGGUGAGGUGGCAACCCUUCUGGCCCCCAGACUUCAGAGAUCUGCUGGGCUUCAUGGUGCUCUACAAAGAAGCACCUUUUCAGAACGUAACCGAGUUUGACGGGCAGGACGCCUGCGGCUCCAACAGCUGGGUGAUUGCUGACGUGGACCCUCCGCAACGAGCCACAGAGGGGGACAAAGAGCAGUUUGAGCCGGGUCAUCUCAUCAUGCCACUGAAGCCGUGGACGCAGUACGCCAUAAUGGUGAAAACCCAGCUGUCGGCCUCUGACGAGCACCAGGUCAACGGAGCCAAGAGCGAGAUCAUCUAUGUUCGCACCAACUCCACCAAACCGUCCGUCCCGCUGGACCCCAUUUCCUCGUCCAACUCGUCCUCCCAGAUCAUCCUCAAGUGGAAACCUCCCAAUGAUCCCAACGGCAACAUCACUCACUACCUGGUCUUCUGCCAGCGGCAGCCAGAAGCCAGCGAGCUCUACAAGUUUGACUACUGUCAGAAGGGGAUGAAGUUGCCGUCGCGGGUCCCCACUCAGGUCGACAGUCACGAGGAGCAGAAGUGGAACCAGACGGAGGAGCAGGGCCAGGGGACACGGUGCUGCGGCUGCCCCAAAACCGAGAAGGAGCUCAAGAAGGAGAAAGAGGACUCGGACUACCGCAAAACCUUCGAGGACUACCUCCACAACGAAGUCUUUGAGAUCAAACGCACGAGGCAGCGGCGUUCGGCGGUGGGCGUGGCCAACUGGACACUCCCCUUCCUCACCACCGCCCCCAGCCCGCCGCACGGCACGGGCACGCCGGAGGACGAGGAGGCCUUUGAAAUCACCAAGACCACGGUCGACGUCAAAGCCCACGCCAAGGAGUCCACCGUCAUCUCCAACCUGCGCCACUUCACCAGCUACCAGAUUGAGGUGCACGCCUGCAACGACAGGGAGAACCCGCUCAGCUGCAGCAUGGCGGCGUACGUCAGCGCCCGCACAAUGCCCGAGGACAAAGCUGAUGACAUCAUCAGUCCCAUUAAGUACGAGGUGACAGAACAUGUAGUGCACAUAACGUGGCAAGAACCGGUGUCCCCAAAUGGUAUGAUCAUCCUGUACGAGGUCAACUACAAGAGACUAGGAGACACUGAGGAGCUCCACUACUGCGUGUCAAGGAACAUGUACAAAGUGGCCCGUGGCUGCAAGCUGAAAGUGAUGCACCCUGGGAACUACACGGUGAGGAUCCGGGCCACCUCGCUGGCCGGGAACGGAUCCUGGACCGAGCCCACUUACUUCUUUGUCCAGGACGCAAGCGAUUCUCUCUACGUCUUGAAGAUCGUCAUCGGACCCGUCAUCUGCUUUGUCUUGCUGCUGUUUGUGGCUGUGGCAGGAUUCGUCAUGUUCAAGAAGAAUCAAACUCAAGGGCCUAGUGGUCCAAUCUACGCCUCUUCAAACCCGGAGUAUCUCAGUGCUAACGAUGUGUACGAGGCGGACGAGUGGGAGGUUCCCAGAGACAAGAUCAACAUUUUGAGGGAACUGGGUCAGGGCUCUUUCGGCAUGGUCUACGAGGGCAUUGGCAAGGACAUCAUCAAGGGCGAGGGGGAUACCCACGUGGCGGUGAAGACGGUGAACGAGUCGGCCAGCCUGAGAGAGAGAAUUGAGUUCCUGAACGAGGCCUCGGUCAUGAAAGCCUUCACCUGCCACCAUGUGGUGCGUCUGCUGGGUGUCGUGUCUAAAGGCCAGCCCACCCUGGUCGUGAUGGAGCUGAUGACCAACGGAGACCUGAAGAGCUUCCUGCGUUCUCUGCGGCCGGACGCCGAGAACAACCCCGGGCGCCCGCCGCCCUCCCUGAAGGAGAUGAUCCAAAUGGCUGCGGAGAUCGCAGACGGCAUGGCUUACCUCAACGCCAAGAAGUUUGUCCACAGAGACCUGGCCGCCAGAAACUGCAUGGUAGCCCACGAUCUCACCGUGAAGAUCGGAGACUUCGGUAUGACCAGGGACAUUUACGAGACCGACUACUACAGGAAGGGAGGCAAGGGCCUGCUGCCCGUCAGGUGGAUGGCCCCCGAGUCCCUGAAGGACGGCGUCUUCACCGCAAAUUCAGACUGCUGGUCAUUUGGGGUUGUGCUGUGGGAAAUCAGCACCCUGGCCGAGCAGCCGUACCAGGGCCUGUCCAAUGAGCAGGUCCUCAAGUUUGUCAUGGACGGGGGCUACCUGGACCGGCCGGACAACUGUGCCGACAGAAUACACAACCUGAUGCAGAUGUGUUGGCAGUACAACCCCAAGAUGCGUCCUGCAUUCCAGGAGAUCAUCGAAAUGCUCCGCGAGGACCUGCAUCCUUGCUUCCGGGAAGUCUCCUUCUUCUACAGCGAGGAGAACAAGCCGCCGGAGACCGAGGACUUUGACCUGGACAUGGAAAACAUGGAGAGCAUCCCGCUGGACCCUUCGUCCUACUCCCAGAGGGAGCAGUGUUCGGACAGGGACGAGGGCCUGUCCAUGGGCCUGCGGGGCAGCUACGAGGAGCACCACAUCCCGUUCACACACAUGAACGGGGGAAAGACCAACGGACGAAUACUGGCCCUGCCGCGGUCCAGCCCGUCAUAACACACUGCACACAUCCCGUGCAAACGUGUCAUUGCUAUAUAGAGUUGAAUAUAUUUUUGUUUUUUUGCCGUCAUUAUAUAUAUAGAUCACACUUUCAGCACUCUCUCUCUCUCUACAGGAGCCGCUCGGUGCAUAUCUCAGGACUUAUUUUUUUCCUCAAAGCCACAAACACACACACACACACACACACACUACAGAAAGUCCAUGCACGGAUAUCAGAAGACACUUUUUGUAUUUAAGGACAAAACCUCCCGCGUCUCUUCAUGAUUGUAGUUUAUAUAUUAUAUACUGUAUAUAUAUAUAUAUAUAUAUAUACAUAUAUAUAUAUUGCCAAGUUUGUGCUAGACUGGGUGGAUAAAUGGAUACAACUGUGAAACAAACUCUUGACAAACAAGAAGGCUGCUAAACCCACUUCCCUCCCUGUGUCCAGACCCCUCUCUUUCUCCCUUAAUUCAAUAUUUGGGCUUUAUACCCAAGUUUUUUUGGGGGGGGAAAGUGCCCUGCAAUUAUAUCUGUUUCCUACUUUAACUCUCAUGGAACUCUUUCCCGAAUCUUUGUACUCAAGCAAAUGGAGAACCGUAAACGAUAGACUUUGGGCUGACAAAGGCGGCCCGUCCUCAGACUAGCUCUUAUCCACUGGAGAAGCUGGUUGAAGUGGCUUAACUCCUCACACUCUGCAGUAUUCCAAAAUGGCACACAGGAUAAACACAACUUUUACUGCUUAUAUUUUUUUAAUUUAUUUACGUGUCUUUCUUUUCUUCUCUUCUCCCAUUUCUUGGGAGGGGCAAGUUUUCACAUUUUCAGCUGAAGGAUAUUUAAACUUUUCAGAAACAUGUUGGUGAACGAGUUCCUCAGAUUGACCAAUAGCUGCUUCUUUGGUAUAUUUUAGUGGGUAUAGAAGAUUAAAAAUUAUAUAUGUGUAUAUAUACAUAUAUAUAUAUAUAUA